Molecule: messenger RNA, 1330 nt
Organism: Capsicum annuum
Lineage: Eukaryota; Viridiplantae; Streptophyta; Magnoliopsida; Solanales; Solanaceae
Exons: 1
Coding region: 799-1224 (141 amino acids)
Source: RefSeq, a predicted model, not a curated record
UAUUAUGGCUACGUACUACUGUUGCUACACAAUAUUUUAGACGAAACACAAAGAAUCCCAUGGCCGUCCCCUACCCAUUAAAGUUUAGAUCUCAUUUUCUAUCUCCAUAUUUCUUCCUUUCGCUUCUUCUUUCCUUAACCCCCACACACAUUUCACUUCCAAUUAUUGAAUUUCACAACGUUCUCUUUCAAGUCUUUUAACCAGUCGAGACGAUUUCGAAGAGUAUUUGUUGCUAAAAUAGAAGAAGUUUUCUGAAAAUUCGCUUGAGAUAUAAAAUUUUUGAGUAUUUAGAAAUGAACAGAUACAAAAAUUUAAUUUUGAUAUCGUCUCCAUUUUUCUUCCUUUACUUCUUCUUUCUUUAACCUACACGCGAGGUAGAACUUUCAUUACACACUGGUGGAUCUAUUUUUGUUCAUUCCCACCCAUUUCACUUCCAAUAAUCGAAUUGCACAACAUUCUCUUUAGAGCCUUUCAAUCAAUUGAUACGAUUUCGGAGUCAUUUUUGUUAUAAUUCAAGCAGUUUUCUAGAAACUCACCUUCAAAUAUAAAAGUUUUAGUAUGCGGAGAUGAACAUAUAAAAAAAACUAAAUAUUUUUUUCAUUUUUAGUUUGAUUGUUCUGUUUUGACUUUGGCAUGAGAUUUAACAAAAAAUAGCUACGAGCUCAAUCUUAUUUGCAUUGCUUGGAUUUGAAUGGACGGUUUUGUUUUUUCGAUCCGCGGGAAGAUAUAGUUUGUGGUUUUGAAUCAUUUAUUUUCAUUUUCACUUCCAAUCAUAUAAUUUCUCUCAUCGAAACAGAAAUGACAACUCUUCAAAAGUUCAAGCUAUUAGCUACACAAUGUGCAGUAGCAGGAAGUCCAACUCGAAGCCCAACAACAAGUCCGGUCAUUCACCUCCGCCGCCGGAAAACUCUUCGCAUGCUCCUCAACCGCGGCAGCAGCGGCCGAAGUGAUCAUCCGCCGUCGAUCGGCGAUGAUACUUCGCCGGAUCGAAUCUCCAGCGACGGAGAUUCGCCGGAGAAAGUUAAGGAACUGGUCCGAAGUCAUAAGCUCAAGGAUUUGUUGGUUUCAGAGAAAGAAUUUUCGCCGGAAAAUGAUGGUGCCGACGGUGGAUCGGAAGUAAGGGGAAUUGCCCGAGUCCGGUCAAUGCGGCCGUUGUCGGCGACAUUCCGGCGACGGCUGUUAAAGAGAGUUUGGCGACCAAUGCUUGUGAGUAUACCUGAAUAAUUAAAUUGUAAUGUACUAUUGUAUUUGUGCUAAUAGUGGUUGUAAUUAGAAAAUAAUAAUGAAAGUUUUGAAUUGAUUUAAUUUUAAAUAUUCCAUUUUGGCUUAA